This is a messenger RNA of Platichthys flesus (European flounder), 2942 nucleotides long. Its product is annotated as B- and T-lymphocyte attenuator-like. The coding region runs from base 483 to 1439 and encodes 318 amino acids. The record is from RefSeq and is a predicted model, not a curated record. Gene Ontology annotation, molecular function: signaling receptor activity. Lineage: Eukaryota; Metazoa; Chordata; Actinopteri; Pleuronectiformes; Pleuronectidae. Gene Ontology annotation, cellular component: plasma membrane. Gene Ontology annotation, biological process: immune response-regulating cell surface receptor signaling pathway. The transcript is spliced from 6 exons.
ACAGGCUGAUGGUGUUGCCUGAUAUUAACCACACACACAAAUACACACACAAAUACACCCAUUCACACAAACAUCAACAGAGUAGCUAUCAAAGCUAUCAAGCCACAGCAUCCCCCCUCUCCUCCUCCGUGCACUGUACAUCCUCUGCUGCAACCACACAGCCGUGCACAGGGCCGGGCACAUUUGCAGAUGCACACGACGGAGGUAAGAGGAAGGGAGAGGGGGGGGAGUCAGCUUGAAAACGCUUCCCACAAUGACGAAGACGUAAAGUUGCGAGGACUGAAACAAUAGUCAGAAAUGAGAAGGGGAGAGUGCGCCUGAAUCCGUGGGAACCGUGUUGGACCUGCGUCAAAUGCAGAACCAAGACCCCCCCCACUGACCUUGACUCACCUCCAGUAGUUCACCGCCCCUCAUUUCAAGGGACAAGACACAAGAGAGAAAGAGGAAGCAGCAUUUUGAGUUAUAGCAUGUAGUUCUCUAUAAUGAUGCUUAUUUGGAAGCUGACAGCCGGCUUCACCAGAGUUCCCAGCAUGAGGCCUCACCCCUGGUGCACCGUCCUGCACGUGUCCCUCUGGGCAGCGCUGGUUCUCACCUUAACCACUGACAGUGAAGACUCAGAGUGUAUCCCUUAUCUCAAAGUACGCCGGCACACAACCUACGAGACCUCACAUGGACGAGAACUUAUCAUUAACUGCCCAGUAGAGCUCUGCAAUAAGUCAGUACCAACAGUGAUCUGGUUCAAGCAGCUGAAUGGAACUUAUAAACCAAUCAGUAUCGGAAGUAGCAGUCACAUUAGAACAGAGUGGAAAGAGGUGAACCAUGAGUGGGCAUCGCUUUUGAUUUUCCAAAAAAUACUCAGCAACGACUCAGGUCUGUAUCAGUGUCAAAUGAAAUAUGAUGUGAGUCACGGCAUCAGAGUCUCUGUCCACGGUGGUGAUCAAAAUACAACGAAGAAUAACACAAUUCCCAAAACUUCUGACCCAGAGGCCUUAGAACCUUUGUGGAUGUACAUGUCCUGUGCUGCUGGGAUCGUGGGAUUCGUCACCGUAGUGAUAGUUAUAACUGUCGGAUCAAUGCAAUGUUGCAAAGGGAAAUCAAAGAAAGGGACACAAGGUGAAUGUCAGUACGCGACGAUCCACAUGGCCGAGAGGCCCCUCUCAUGUGGCGGCCCCCCGCCCGGGCCGAGAGCGAGCCCCUCUGCCCCCCCAUCGCGUUUAUCUGCGCCCAACGAGUUGACGUCACCAGGACCUCUCGUUUACAGCCAGGUGAAGGGAGACAACAAGAGAACGAGGGGAGCGGCGGAGGACGGGAGUGGCGUCGUGUACGCAGCACUCAACCAUCAGCUGCCACCAGGGGCCGCCGCUCGGCCCCGGAGGUCGGAGGAGUGUUCGGAAUACGCAGCUAUUCGAGUGGCGUCAACACGCAUCAACCACCGGUGACGUGAUGUCAGUCCUGAUGUGUGCUAGAGUGAAUUUGGCAGAAGAUAGCAGAACGUUUCAAACUGGAGCUUCAACGACAGCAAGGACACAAGGAUGUUGUUCCAUGUCCAGGAUGUUGUGUAUCCUCCUCUGCACAUACACAGGUCUUCUCUCUGCUCAAGAUGAGGUUUGUUAUUCUGGGAUCGUUGUCUGUUCAUCAUGAACUAAUGCGAACAACACAAGAGCAGAACUGAGGGAACUGUCAGCGAGUGCAUUUGGUUGUUUCUCUUCCUGCCGACCACAUCUCACAUCUCAGUAUCACUCAAAGUCAGAGGAACUUGAGAAUAGAGGUUGUGGAAUUUCCCUGUGAGCAUUUUACUGAUGUAAGUUUGAUGAUUAGUGAUUCUGUGAUUCACUAAACGAGUGUGGAGGAAAGAAAUAAUACAUUUUAGAGUGGCAAUUAUUAUUAUUCCCCUUUGUUGCAUUUUUACCUUUAUUGACAGAAUAGAGAAUGGAGAAGAGAAACAGCAACUGGUCGAGUAGGAACUGAACCUGUGACUUAAACCUCCAGAUGAAACAUCUUACUUUUGCCCAGAACCUACAGAGGCCACUUUUCUGAGAUAUUUACAUUCCAUAAAAAAGAACAUUUCCUAAAAAUCUUCAGUCGGAGCCGGAGGCCGAGAGCUGAAUGUCACAGACACGAUGAGAAGUCCUAAACGGAUUGUUACACACUGUUGCAAACUGUCUACAACUGGUGUGGUUUUGUGUGCGAUCCUGCUUUGCGAUGUUUGUUUAAACUUCACUUUCACAACCUGAGAUAACAGUUUUGCUUCCAUGAGUUUUCAUCCUGGGUCAAGUCGACUGUAUGAAUGUAAACAUGAGCUUUUGUAAUCCUUCAGGAAAAACUUGUUGAUUGUCUGUAACUUCAAAAUAAGAGAAUGUAAUAAUAAUUUGAAGUUUUUGUGCAAUCAUAUAAUAUAAUGUGUGUCCACGGCUGUUUUUAUGUGAAGUUUUCUUUGAAACUGUUCACAGGAAGCAGAACUCAAAAUUCACCGAAAAGUUUCACAUCUAUCAAGGUUGAAAAAGAUGUGUGCGUGAGUGUGUGUGUGUGUGUGUCUGUUUGUGUGUGCCUGUGCAGUGUCUGUGCAUAAACAGUAAAACAGCUUUUCCUUCCUCCCUUUUUAAAAGUCCAGCUAGAAUACAACUGCUCCUUUUUUUGUUUUUACAGCACAGAGCAUCUUCAGUUUGAUGACCACAGUGUUAAAACCCUAUGCAACUUCUUCUGUGAUCUGUUAUCAUAUUUGAUCAUUUUCCGUUUGCAGGUGAGGAUCCUGACAAAGUGAACUGCAACACACACUAUGAAUUUAUCAAAGACUGGAACAUAACACUGAUAUGUCACAUUCUUUCUGAUAUGUCAAAUAAGUCAAUAGCCUCCUGAAGGAUUGUACUUUGUCCUGUGUUCAUUUAAGCUUCUUCAUAAAGGCCUGGUCACUGUCAUGAAUGAUGGUGAAUCUGACACUUGGC